Porites evermanni is the source of this 14606-nucleotide messenger RNA. The record is from the annotation of a GenBank genome assembly. Lineage: Eukaryota; Metazoa; Cnidaria; Anthozoa; Scleractinia; Poritidae.
GGCAGAAAGAAGCGCGUCUGUCACACGAAGGGUAGUCAUGUCCGUCUUUUGUUGUGGAAGUUCUUUAGAUCUUUGCCGAUUACCAGACAUACGAUGACCAAAUAAACUUGGCGAAGUACUAAAGGUUAAAAGCACUCAAAAUGACGCAGACUGGGGAUCCACAGCGCAAAGAACAACUGAAGGAAUUCCAACGAAAUGCACAUCGUUUACUGUCAGAGGAUGACCGUAAUUAUUUACAUUAUACGCUCAAAGAAUACCAGACUUAUAAAUCAGUAGAGAAACUGGUGACUGCGUUGAAAUCGUGCCUGGAUAACCCAAGAAAACUGGAUCUUCUCGCUGAUAUUCGAAACCUUAUUCCUUCGGCGCAUCUGAGCAAGUUUGAUAGUUUAGCUCCGUACAGCGAAAUGGCUCAUCCUUUCAAACCACCAAACCAAGUAGCUGCGAACCGCAAGACUCAAAGUUUGCCUCACAGUUACAAGAACAGCGAGCUCAGAGCACUUGCUCGGGGCUCUUCACCGACUAACGCUGGUUCUUUUAAAGUUAUAACGUUAGCAAGAACUUCGCUAGACGAGUCUCUUGGGUUUAAAAUCAAAGGCGGUCGCGAAAACGAUAGGGCAAUUUUUAUUUCCGAAGUGGAUGAGAGCUCCUCUGCGGCUAAACAAGGACUCAAAGAGGGCGAUCGAGUAAUUGAGGUUAAUGGAAUCGAUUUUGAGAAAAUUACUAAAAGUUCAGCGGAAAACUUGUUGGGAUCCAUGAAUAAACUCAAAGUGGUUGCUAAGUCGUCAACCUCCUUGCCCGAAAUGGAUGUGUCUAACUCUUGGUAAGUUAUGACUGUCAUGAUAGGAAAUCACAACUGCUGAUUAUUUGUCACACCAUUCGCUUUGCCAAAGCUACUUGUGGCCUUAGUUAUUAAUGCCCAGCAUUUUUAUUAAACAAUCACUUUGGUUCGUUUUGUUAAAAAACAAUCGCAAAAGGACUUUAGGAAGCGUGUUAGUGUUAAGUAAUUUAAGGGCUCGUGACUCCCGUUCCGUGACUUCGACUUCUUCUUUCUUAGAUAACACUAGCUUACAUCUGCAUCUCUGACUUUCAGAUGUCAGAAGUUGGUUGGACAUUUUGUUAUCCAAACAACAUACAAGAUGGUAGUUAUAUUGUAGGGCCAACAUUGUUACCUUUAUCAUUUUCACAUUGUGUUUACGCGCACUUGUGGUACUUCGUAAGUUGGAGAUUGUUUCUUUGAAACUAUUCACUUGAAACUUGUACUUUGUUCAUAUAAAUUUAACCAUCUAUCGACCACCUCUUAUAAGCUUUAAAUUGGAGAUGGAGUUGAGAAUAAUUAGCCAAUUUACGUUCUGUGGUAUUGGUUUUUGUAACAUUUUGAAACUAAUUUAUGGUUUGUUUGUAAGUGGUUACCGUGUAUGUAUUUCAAGUAACCUGCUGACCUCGGAAUAUUUCUCAUCCACGAAAAAUUUUUAUGUGCUUCUAAUGGCAUCACAUUGGGAUCCUACCGUUUAUAUUUAAUAAAUAUUAUUUUUCGCAGGAAGGAAACGGCCUCAGUUAGAAAUAUCGGUUUGAUUUGUUACGGAACAGCGGGUUUUAAACUGAGUAUUUUUGGGGGAUUAAUAUUGCGUGCAUUGUUUCACCUGGUUGAACCUGUAAAUUCACGCAGGAAAAUGUAGAUGUCAGUGGUUACAAAAUAAAAUUUUGAGAGAAAGUCCAUACAAUAAAAAAGUUCAUUUUGCUUAAACUUAGUAGCUUCCUGCAGCAGGAAGAAAGGAACGUACACUAGAUUUCAUAAGGUGAAUAAAAAUGUUACUGCCACUGUAUGCAUGGCUGGGAAAUAUGCAUCUCUGCAGGUGUAAUUAAGCCAAAAUUACAAAACAAAGUCUGUUAUGGUGAUAAAACAUCAACAAAAACAGCAAAAACUUUAUAAGCAGUCUGACUGUCUUCAGAGUCCUCAAAAAUUAUUGUUCCCCGUUGGAGCAGAUUUUUAUCAGUUUGAAAUAGUUUUGAUGCCACCUGCUACAGGUAUUAAAUGUCUUAACAUAUACAUCCUAAUAACACAGAACCUCCCCCUUUUAAUAACAUGUAGACCACAAUAAUAUUGUACAGAAAGAUUGGGUACGUUUUUCUGAAGGACACUUUUGAUAAUUGAUAAUCAAGAGAAGGCCAAAUGCACAGGUGGCUUCCCAACAAUUAAGAUUGAAAGUUGUUUUUAAUAAUUAUUGGCUUGACUUUCCAUAUGACCCAUUUUAUCAUCAGAUGCCUGAGGAAAUAGGUAGAAAUCGUGGUAUUAUAAUUAAAAUUGCUUUUUUUAAAAAUUUUUUUUGAACACUAAUUCUAAAAAGUGGUUUUUGCAUGUGAAGAUUAUUAUUAACAAUGCCAUUUUCAUUCGAGAUUCACCCAAAAAGGACUUUGAUAAUAAAUAUUGAUACAUGGCUGCUUGGAAAGUGGAUAUAUGUUUAUUUCUAUUUGAUAGUUUUUUCUUUGCAAUUGUUCCCUCACACUUCACAGUAGGAAUAUGAUUCUAUAAGUUUCCAGUGGUUAAUUCAGCUCAUGAUCCUUUGGGUCUUAUAUAUACAGGGGCACCCAACGAUAAUUUUUGGAAAAAUAUCUGUUUGGAAGACAAUUUGAGAUCUAGAAUUUUCGGAACAUUUGUUGUGAAAUUACUUGCUUGCCUGCCUCUCCUAGGAUUUUCGAACAUGUAAAAAAUCGUAAAAUUGCCCAUUUUCAACGGAUUUUUACCCUAAAAAGGUCACCUAGAAUUUUCGGGAGCCUUUUUUCUGGCUGAAAUUUUCGAACAGGUAAGUUUUGAUCCCUAUAAUUUUCGGAUCACCAGACUUUCAGCUGGGAAAUCCAAACAGAUCAAAAAUUUAUAGGGGAUAAAAAUAUGCCCACAUUCACCGUUUAAAUACUAAAACACGUUUAACAAUGCUAUGUUUAAGUGGUUUUAAACUAUAUUCUCGUUGGGUGCCCCUGUAUAUAUAUAUUUUUGCUAUAGCCAACAUUCCUGUUCAAACUGGGUAUCUCACCAAGGUCCUCCACACUUCAUCUUAGUGCAGCAAUGCUUUGUCUUUUGUCUAUUCUAUUCCUGACAUACCAUACAGUGUAAUUUUGUUCUGCAUUGGGUGAUCCUUCUUCAGUCUGUUAUACUUUGGUAAAAAAUUGACCUUUGUUUUGCAGGGGUCAAAGGAAUGGAAGAGUUGUCCAAAAUGGAAUGUCUGAAAAUGACAGUCUUCAGGUACAUUGUAGAUAUUCUUUCAGAGCCAUUAAGUUGGUACGAGAUAAGACAAGGAUAGGGUUUAACCCAUGAUAUAAAAGUAAAAAGGGUUUACAUGGGAAAACAAUCCUGAGUUGGACGAGAUCAGUUUUUCUGAGGAAAUAACUAUUAACUUGUGAAAAAGCUGAAGUUUCAGAGCGAGACAUUUUCCCCAUUUGGUUAUCCCAGAUCUUGCGUCUGUCAUGCACAAAUUCUGGCUACCACCCUGUAUAUUAGAUACACGGCUAGCUUUAAACAUUCAGAGGGUUGUCAGUAAUUUAUAGUACCUUUUGGAAAGUUGGAAGACACUGAAGAUUUUCCUGACAUUUUUGGUCUACAGGCAAGCAGUGGUAGUGGGGGAAGUCUUACUCUUCAGCAUAAUUCUCAUCUGCUGAACAGCUCUGAUCAGAGGAAAGUCAACCUUCAAGUACAGUCAACAGCAAAUGGCUUCAUUGGGUUUAACCUUCGAGGUGGAAGUGAAUAUGGUUUGGGUUUAUACGUCUCUGGGUAUGUACCUCUACAACAAUUACCUCUGACAAACUGAAUCUUAUAGGACCAACUAAAUAGCUGACUUACUGCUUCAUUACAGAAAAUUUUACAUGUACAUUGUUGCACUGAAUUUAUCACCAAAUUAACACUUUUGCUCCUCUGUCAAGUCAUUGUUAGAUGAUUUAUGACUUUAACCUUUUAAUCUGUGGACAGAAUCCUAUGGUUUCACCAUUCAAUGGCUACCUAUUGGACAGAACUUUUGCAGGGUACUAUGGUGGAACCUCUAUUCAGGGGACAAUCUUGGGAACAAGCCAAAAAUGUCCCCUGAAUAUAUAGGCUGGGUUGAGGUUUGUUAAUUAUUAACCAACAAAUAAAAUAUAUUUUUUUAUUCUGCCUCGGAAUCUGCUGCAGUACUCCGAUUUAAGUGAGAUAUAGUUAUUGUUGUGACUGUGCACACUUAAACUUUAUCUACCCUCUAUUUUGGUCAGUCACAUUUUGAGUGCCAAGGUGUCCCUUGAAUGGAAGUUAAACCUGGGUUUCAGGACCCAGAAAUAGUCUCCCUUUCCCAUGAAUAGAGGUGUCCCUUAUGAGACCAAGUUUUGUAUCCCCUGAUUGGAUCUGUCCCUUGAAUAGAGGUGUUCCAAAGGAGGGGUUCCUGAUGGGUCUAAAGUAGGUCACAUUCCACAGGUCAAGAGUUCAGGUCACUGCUCCAUUGGUAAAUCACCAAACCACACAGAUUCCCCUCAAUCUAAUAGAGUUUGGUUAAGAGAUUAGGGCCAGGAGAUUUUAUUCAUUUAUCUUUAGCAUGGUGACCUGUACUCUGACCUGUGGAAAAGUGAUAUGUAUUUUAGACCUGCUGCCUUUGCUUUCCUUGGCCUUUUGACUCUGUUACAGUCACCUAGUAGGUUAUUACAAGAAUAUACUACCUCUUACUCUAAGUGUUGUUGUCUUUACACAGUGUGGAUCCUGGUUCACUAGCAGAAGAAGCAGGCUUUAAAGUUGGUGACCAAAUUAUGGAGGUCAAUGGGAAAAGCUUUGAAAACCUUAAGCACAAUGAGGCUGUUGAAUUUAUCAAGUCACAAAAGCACAUCAUGGUCACACUUAAGGUAAAGUUGCCAUUCUUGAUAUUGUAGAUUGUACGCUGUCUACUAGGUGUUGUUUCAAGUCAUGGCCAUGUGCCCAUUGCAUUGUUUCUAUAGACAAAGGGAUCACUCAGUCUCCUUACCUUGUUUUCUUUCCACCCAAUUGGAUACAUUAUGUUAGGUAGAACCUGCUGGGUCUAAAGUACAGAUCACACUCCACAGGUCAAGAAUACAGGUCACCGCUCCAUCGAUAAAUUACCAGACCACACAAGUUCCUCUCGAUCUAAGAGAGCAUUUUGUUAAGAAAUUAGGGCUAGGAGACACUUUUAAUUCUUUUUGUCUAUCUGUAUCAUGGUGACCUGUACUCUAACCUGUGAAAAAGUAACCUGUGUUUUAGACUCACCGAAGUUCUGUCAAUGAACGUACCAGUAAUUUUAGACCAUCAGGAUUCAAUUAUAUAGAUAUGCCAGAAGAAGUAAAAGUUUGUAGAGUUUACAGUCAAUGCAUAAAUAAGCACCACCAUUGCAUUUAGUGUUUUAAAUAUUAUAAUAUAUCACACAUCUUUUUGUAGGCUGUGGGAAAGCUUCCGGAGGCAAAACAUUAUCAAUCCCAAAUCAGUUGGGUUUAUCCUGAUGGGACUGUUGUAAUAGGUAUGUCAUGACACAAUGAAGAAUAUUAAAUAAUUUAACCCUCAAGUUCUCUACAACAGCCAUCUUUGGGACAGGUUGUAGUCAUUAUAGAGAUUACCUUUAGUAGAGGUGCAAGUUUAUAUGCUGUUGUUGCCCUAUAUAAUAAUAAGCAUAUUGUUGCUGGACUAUAAACAGACACUGUGCGCACAUAGCUUACACACACAAAUUUACUAGGACCCUGUAGUUUUUUGCUCAGUGCCCUUGCUGUUGAAAGACCUUGUUUUGUUAUCAGUUGUGCUCUUUUUAACAAAAAUGAUUCUGAUCACAAGUUUGCCAUGCAGUAUAAGAAUAACACAAUUUGCACAUGAAAAGCAGGAAGGUUUGUAGCAUAAGAUUGUCAUCGUCAGCCUGGGUACUAUUCAACGGCACAUAGGCACUGAGAACACAACCAUAAAAUGGGCUAAUCUUAAAGAGUUCAAACCUAAUGUUUGUACUAUUUUAUGGUAAUAAACAGGUGGAUAAUUUGCAAGCCUCCGCCUUAGGGGUGUAAUGAUUCAUAUUCCUUACGGUUUGAUUCGAUUUCUAUUAUUGCCUUUCGAUUUCGAUUAUUUUGACUCGAUUAUGUAAAUGUUUCUUAAUUCUUAUAACAUAACAUGUAAUGUAAACAACAUGCAACCCUAAACCCUCAAUUUGAGAAUAGUAGCAGGGACAGGAGGAUUCACAGUCGCUUGGUUCGUCGCCAUGUUUGAGAACCUGACAAAGAGCGUGUCGCACAUAGUUUACCUUAUUUGGAAAUUAAAGGGUGGUUGAAGGACAGCAUUUUUACCAGGCAACACAAAAUGACGUACGAAAUGCUGUCGUCUUUACUCGUCAAUCAUAAACGCAUAAUUUAAAGCGUUCUGGAUUUCGAUUUUACAAUAUAAUAACUCACUAAGGGCACCCUGGAAAAGGUGUGCAAAAAUCGAACCAAAAUUGAAACAUGGAAGCAAAGAAUCGUGAAUCAAACCAAAUGGUCAUAAUCGCGAUUAAUCGAGAAUUGGAUUGGAAUUUUAAGUUACUCUUGAUUUUACUCAUACAUGUAAAGAUUGUCAAAAGAUCUGCUCUUGCAUUUUGCAGAGGGUAAAGAGUCGUACACAAGAUCAAUUUCGGCACCAGUCUCCCCAGUACCAUCUCUAGAGCUUAGUCACUCAAGUACCCAGUUCCCGAUUUUAGAACAGGAAACCCCAACAAGAGACACACCAAGUCCAAGGCCAGUGUUACGAGAGACUGGGGUACAGACCCCUGAACCGUCUCCUGAACCUCAGGCAGAAGUCAGAGAAGAUGUGGUAAUUGUGAAAGUUGAGCAGAGUGAAAAUGCAGAACUGGAAAGGACACAGAGUGCUAAGAGUCUGGCUACCUCCUCCACCAGUAGUGGAGGUGAAUUUGAGAAGCAAAACUCAAUUCGAUCUGCCCAUUCCUUUGAGAGUGUGAGCAGCAGCAGAGAAGAAAUGUUCAAAAGAGCUUCAGUAUCAAGCAUGAGCAAGGAAGAGGCCAUUUUAAGUGGUAGUGAUGGAGAGCUUAAUGAUAAGAGGAAGGUCAAGAAGUCCAAAUCUUUCUUGCAGAAGCAUGGAGACAAAAUUAAAUCCAAGCUAAGCUUCAGGAAAAAGAGUAAACCAAAAGUGGAGGAAAGAAGUAAGUACAAGACAACAGUUGUCUGUUUGUGUGUGUUUUACUCAUUUGACGGGGGAAAAGCCUGAGAAGUUUUGAAUUUAUAUUUCAAAUUUAGUUUUGUUCAACAGAGUCAUCACUCAAUAUGAAUACUGAUCUUUAGUAGUAGUUCUCAAACAGUCACACUAGAAGCCUUUAGAGCUUUCAUGAAUAUAUUUAGAAGACUGAAAAAAAGCAAUUUUAUUGGCAGCCAUAAAAACCACAGAAUAUGCUUAUGGUAGGCAGCCUUUGCAAGGUUCUUUAGGGUAUUCCAUUAUGUAUUGCUAAUUAGUAUUCUACAGCAACUUCUUACAUUCUGAUUGGCUAAUAAUACUAACUAUUCAUCAGUUCUUUGAAAGCAAAUACAGAAAAGCCAAGUUGUCUGCCGGUAAAAAAAGACAAUCAAGGCUGUGUUCUAGCAGAGCCUGGUGCCCCCUGGCACCUACACUUUUCUCUGAGGUGACUAGAAAUUAAAGUUUUUUCAUAAAAAUCAUAUGCUGGUCACCCUGGAUUUUACAGAUUCAAAGCAAUUGGUCCCUGUCAAUUUUUCUUAGAGCACAGCCUUGUAUAGCCUGUGAACACAGACGUAUUAUUAAUUUUGUGGUUGUCGCUUUGGGUGGAGAGAAGCAACGACCAGAAAUAUGUUUUUGUUCUCAGGCUAAGCCUUGUAUUGUUUUAUGAAACCAGUUCGUAAGGUUGUUUAUAGGUUUGUUUGUAUAGGUUGUUGCAUCAUCAUUUGUCAUCUCUGAGCUUGUGCAUCACUGAUAUUAUUUUCAUUUUUUUACAUCUGAUCCAUCUUUUUUAAAAUUCCUAUUAAAAUUGCCUUUAUAAGGCUUUGUUGUUGUAAAAUACAACUUCCAUAACGUGAAUUGAUCAUGAUAUACAUUUUAACGUCCUUCCCCAUAAAUUUAUCAAGCUAAUGAUAAAGGUAUAAUAUUAGAAUAAGUACUUGAUGUUAAAUGAGAAAUAAGUAUAAGAAAUAAGCUGUACCAAAUGAAAAAAACAUUAAUUAAUUAAUUAAAUAUGUUAUGUAGUUUUUAGCUUUUAAGCUUUGUCCUGAAAUGCACUUUUUUUACCAUUUUAAAGAUAUAAGCUUAAUUCUGACUUUUCUGGGGCCAUUGCAUGUUGACCUAUUAAAAAUAAAAAGACUAUUUUUAAAAAUACGUAGUUAUCUUGAUUUUUCCUUGAACAAACAGCUAUUAAAUAUACAAAUAAAAUUUAUAAACCAGAUUAAAUUGAUUUUCAGUUUACGACUUACUAUAAUGUAAAGACAUAAUGAGAGAAUAACUGAAAUGAUUUUAACCGUGGUUACUUCGUUAAGGUCAUUUAAAGAUCUAAAGUAUAAAUGUAAUUAAUAUAAUUAUAAUCAUAACACUAUAAUGUUAAAUCCUGUUGUUGUGUUUGUUUGUUUGUCCGGUUGAUGUCUGGUACUAGCAUUUCGUGAGAUGCAACUCCCUUUACAUGCGAGCCCUAUUUUUGAGAAGGGUUUUGGUACUCAAUUAAUGCUACUAGGUGGAUCAACAAGACAGCAGAUGUUACUUUACAUUGAAGAAAAGGCAAAGAAGAUUCUAGUGGUGGAUGAAUACAAUGCUGUUAUAAGACAUAUUAAGCAGGUAAAGAAAGAGUACAUUUGUACAACACCGUAAACUGCUGCUUAUAAGCCUCCCCCCCCCCGCUCUCUCCACUUAUAAGCCCCUUCCCAGUUAUAAGCCCUUCGAACUGUACACAAAAAAUACAAAAAAAAAACAGCAAUUUUUACUUUAAAUUGAAGAAAAGGCAAAGAAGAUUCUAGGGGUGGAUGAAAAAAAUGCUGUUAAAAGACAAAUAAAGCAGGUAAAAAAAGGGUACAUUUUUACAACCCCGUAAACUGCUGCUUAAAAGGGUCCCCCCCCCCCCGCUCUCUCCACUUAUAAGCCCCUUCCCAGUUAUAAGCCCUUCGAACUGUACACAAAAAAUACAUACGAUUAGAAGCAACCCCCACCCCCAGGUAUAACCCCCCUCUAAAUGUAUUGAAAUGAACUUGAUUCAUUAUGACAUUUUGAAGCUUUAAAAAACGCCAGUAAAUGCAAAUCGUAUUUUGUUCAGCGCUGCUUUUAUAGCUCUAGUCUGGUUAAAAGCUCCUCCGUUUCUAAUCCCUCCUAAAACCCCUUACGAAUUAAUUUUUAUGUAUAAGCCCAGGACUUACAAAUCGGCAGUUUACGGUAGAUCAUAAGUUUAAGGUUAAUCUAACCUUUGACUAGGCGACUGGUCUGUUUACCCUCUUUCAAGGAACAUGGCCUCAAUUAAAUUCGUAUAUUUAAAUUCUGCCAAUUGGGACGUACUAAUGACCUGGGGAAAAUCGACAGAAAUGAAGUUUUAAAUCUUAUGUUUAAGUUUCGUUGUGAUACUUUUAAAAACUACAUCCUGUUGUGCUUCAGCCUAAAACUCAGUUCCAUGAUCUUUUUAUUUUAGUACCAAGAAGAUUCGGAUGUAGAGUCCCUUGUGAAUAAACUGCUGGCAAUACUGGACAGACCCGAGAAAGCUCUUUUGUUGAGAGAUAUAAGGUGAGAAAACAUGACGAAAAACUGCUGCUGCUGCUACAGUUAUUUUUCCACUCAUAACACCUUUAAUUUAUGAGUUUACUUUCUAUUUCAUAGCUGUAACUAAUUAAAAAUUAUACUUACAUUACUGAUUGAGUAGUUUUAUCGACGCGUUGUUUUUGCUGCGUUCAAGGUGAAUAUUUUUGGGGCAAGAAAAAUAUGCUGUUCUCUGAUUGGACGAUAGGAACCCGUGGUUUGGCAGUUUGGCGCGUUUUUGAGCGGAUUGUGUUUCGGUCAUCUGCAGUCCCAAUUUAUAUCUGCCACUUGUUGUUAAUAUUCUUGAUAAUAUUUCCUUCAAAGGACGUUAGUAUUGCCAUAUGAUCUCGGAAGAUUUGAUGCCAUGGUUUCCGCUCAUGAAAAGGAGGCACUUGAAUACCUCAGCGGUUGUGUACCCGGUGAGUGGUCGUCUAAGCAAUAGGAUUUCCCGCAUUCUCUCCUCUAGAUUCAUGUCGGAAAUCCUCACAAGUAGGUCACUUUUCGAGACAACUUUGGAAAUCGUCGAAAUAUUCUGCGAAUACAGCUGUCUCGCGGCGAGGAGCGAGCAAUGACGGCUGUAUUCGCAGGCUGUCUUUAGGGUUCACUGGAUGCUUUAGAUCAUCCUUAAAUCUUUGGAUGAAUAAGUCAUCCUGGAAAAAGAAAAUUUCAAUGUAUCUUUGGUAGCAGGCACGCGUAGACGGAGAGGGGAGGGUUGGGGAGGGGAGAAACACUGCAGUAUGUCUCUGUAGUGUAAGUGUUUUACCCUUUUUUGUCCGUUUAGUGAUGUGGUGAAGGAUUUUUAGCCGACAGCAAAAGGGGGACUUUCUAAUAACAAGAGUCGCCCUUUAAAUAGUGCAUGCAGUAAAAGCUGGAUGGAAUUUGGACACCUUAAAAAGUCAACUAAAUUAUUUGCAAGCGCAAAAUCUUCUCAUCUGAACAUAUUCCAUGCUGUAAAGGUUUGACGCGUGUAGCAAUAUGUCUAUGAUAUUGAUGUUUGCUUUUUUCUUAAGGUUCACCUACGAUAAUACCGACUGUGACGGAAAAACCCAAGCGGCAGCUUGUAGCCGCCAUCCAAGGUACGAUUGACAAUGCUAUCAGUACGUAUAACGAGCUGUGAUAAUUUAUUAGGGGGGCGUUUUAAAGCGACGCACUUCAACCGAAAGUAAGGUCUUUUAUCGUUUAAUGUGCCUUGGCGAUACCACAUUUUUUCUUUUUGCUAUGUUUCCUUACCCUUAUACAGACAAUUUGCCCGAAAAUGUUGGUAAAAACGUGAAAAACGUUGCCGAAGAAUGAAAAAAGGCCACUUCAGGUUAACGUACGUCGCUCAAAAACGCCGUUGCUUAAAGCUCCCUUAUAGUGUACAAAACGAACACUUUAUUCAAAACAACAAGGCUACUGAUAUAUUCAUACUUUAUAAUAUUUGCCAAAACAAUUUAAUACCAGUGUUAAAAUGUUUUGUUUACAAGUAUUAAUUAUGAAGGUCUGUUAAGAGCUUUUUGUCACCUCUUGGAACUCCUUUUCUGUAGUAAAAUAUUUAUACUAAUUUGAUUGUGCUAAGAAGGAAUCUCUGGUUUGUACUCGAUUCUUAGUUAAUUGAAGGAGAGAUGUUCGCUCUUAAGCAAUCUAAUACCUGAGCUAAUUUGAUCCUAAAAUCGUUCAUGAGAAGGCUUGAUUGACGAGGAGAACGACGUUACCAUGUACACUACAUAUUUGUGUCUAUUUAAUACUGUAUGUUUAGCUAUAAGGUCUUUGGUUCUGCUUUAAAAGCACCUGAAAAAAAAUCAAGCUUUUUUGGGAUGAAUAUCUUUUUAGAACAGUUAAACCUAAACUCGUCUUUAUGUAACAACUCAUAUCUAGGCAAAAAGCUGGGCUGUUUGGAUAAUCCGCGACUUGUAUAGAUUAUCCGAGAUCGGCUUUACUCGGGUACAAAGCAUAGAGUUCAUGUAAACAUCGGCCGCUAAAUUUUCAUUAUGCGACUUUAUAACCUGGACAAUUUAGGCACAAAGCUUUCCAGGAUGUCUUAGAAUUGGAAACUUUGUGUAGUGAAAUGAUAGUACUGGUCGUUAAGGUACUGAAAAACGGACAACAAAAAACAUGCAACUUGUCUUGCAACAUCGCAGCACAGCGAGUUGGAAAGCGAUGUUGCGCGUAUUAACACCCACAUAAAACCUGUUGUUCACAGUUUUGAAUGAGGGUGGUAAAACGCGCAACAUCGCUUUCCAACUCGUUUUGCCGCAAUGUUGCGAAGCAAGUUGCACGUUUAGGGUUUAUGUUGCAUGUUUUACCGACAGAAACUUUUUAAUAUUGAUGGAUGUUUUUUACAGACAGUAGAGGAAGUUUCCAAUUAAAAACCAAAGAAGAAGUGGAGAAAAUAAGGCAAGAAAAACAAGAGAUGGAUAAGAGGCGAGCACAAACAGCUUGGCUCGGAGGCAGCAUUCUUGAUCGCAGCACAAGGAGUAACACAGCACACAAUCCAAACGCUAUCAUUACAUUACCACCGAACUACACAAUGGACGCAAUUCCAGUCAGAGAUAUGUUUUCAGCUUCGACAAAUAACUCUCCCGCAUCGUUUGAUGUUCCUGUUAUCCAGGUCAACAAUGACAGCGUAUCCAGGACUCCUAAACAUGACGAAAAUGAUAACGAGAAACCUCGACCUUCAAACUCGCUGUUGGUACCUGAUCGGGUAUCAGUGGAGUAUAGGGACGACGAUAAAGAGGAAGGACUUAACACGCCUAUGUCGCCAACUGCUGGUUUAUCGAUUCCUGUUCCAUCGAUCGCUGUUUCUAACCAGCAAGCUGGUAUCACGAUUCUUCUUUCGAAAAAAAGAACGAGUUUAGGUCAGUGAUUCACCGUUUCCUAGUUUAAUGAUAAAUAUAUAAUCCGGAACAAGCCGCUCUUUUAGUUCCCUGUGUUCCAGAGGUUAUUUUUUUCUUAUCUAAUUCGAGAUAGUUCGCGGCGAAGCCGGGUCAACGAGAGAGAAAAAAAUAACCUCAUCUCGGGAGCUUUUUCAAACCGUGAGCACGGUUUAGUUCAUCCUAGGUCUAAAUCUAAAUGGAUAACCGUAUCAAUCUCCCAUGCCGGAUAUAUAUGAUACAGGAGAAGUAGAGAUUUCAAGAACGGACCUCUGGAGCCAGGGUAUUCUUUUAGAAGAAUUUCAAAGUUUUUGAAAUCCCUUUUCUCCGUUCCACGGCCCUAACCAAACAAAAAUUCUCCCUGGAGCAUGCAAAGUUAUUGUUAACGGUGGUUCUUCGUAAGGCGCGGACACACGAAAGUUCUAAUUUUUUCCGACGCGAUGCAGCCGGACUUGUCACUCGAGACCUUGAACGAUAUGAUAUUCUAUAUAAGGGAAUUAGGCCGUUUGCGACAUAGGUUAAAUUUACUUCGGUUGCUUUGUAAUGGAUAUGGACAAAAAAGAAGAAAGAUAAUUUUGGGAUCGCCGUCUUGACCUAACGUGUGGCAGCAUGUGACUCGGUCUAAUUGCCUUUGCAUUAGCGGGGCUCUAAACUUAUUCGAUCCUUUCCAUUUUUGUCGUAAGUUUUUGGCUUUGCAUUUAAUUUUGGUUCCCAAUUUACACUCUUAAUCUAGUGUGGUUCGAGUGACAGGUCUAGUUGACAAAAGGUUUAUAUAAUUGGUCUCGUACUCACUAGCUGUACGUCUUGUUUAUUCCACUGUAGGUAUAAGUAUUUCAGGCGGAAAAGGUUCGAAAACCCAACCCGAGGUUAGAGUUGAGAAAAUAUUCCCAGGUGGUGCUGCUGCUGAUGACGGAAGACUCAAGGUAGAUGAUCCUUUUUAAUAAGGUUUUGGUUUCAUCAGCCAAAGGGAAAAGUAACGAAGUAAUGUUAACAUAGAUAUUGCCGGCGGACGACCAAAAGAGCCCCCAAUCCUAAUCUCCAGGGUUCCGGGUGUUGAAAUGCUGGAUAGCGGUAUCCAUCGGAUAAAUCACUAUCCAGAGGAUAAGUAUUAGGGGAACCAAUUGUAGUAUGCACUGGAUAGAGAUUUAUGCAGCGGAGAGCGUUAUCCACUUUUUGAACAACUGGUGCCAGUUGCUAUUUCGUAUGUGCAGUACGGGCCAGCAUAGGAUUCCUUUAGACCUCCACUAAGAAUGAAUAGGAUGCAAUCUGAUGACACGCGUUUGGACUUUUUAUAAUUCGUUGUCUUACCUUAUCUAUCCCGUGAAACGUUCGAAAAGUUCAUUGCGGGAGCAGGAGUGUUUGACCGCCCAUACUCCCUAACGAUUAGUUAUUACUAGUUGUGUGUCCACUUUUUCCUGUGGCUUGCAGUAACAUCAGUCACCUUUGUGUUUAGUUUUUCCUGAUACUGGCACAGGGUCCCCUCUUCCCGCACUUAGUUUUCCCAAACUCGUUCCCAGAGUCUCUAGGAAGGAAGACAAGUAACCUGGUAACAUGGUUGAUAUCUUCCUGCACUUAGUAUCCCUCCCGUGACCCUCUGAAUCUUUCCCGCGCUUGAAAGAUUUUCCACCGGUUUCCUUUUUUCCCGCGCUUUGUGUGUGAGCUUGUCAAGUGCAUGUUUUUUCAGCUAAUUCAGUACUUUCUUGUGCUUAAUUACACCAAUUAAUUCCACGCUUCCUUGCCUCUUUAAUGAUUUUUACUCGUUAUUUUUGUUGUUCCCAGAAUUUAACGUAAACGUCUUUCUCUAUGAGCAAAUUUCCGGCCAGUAAACCAGCGGGUACCUGAAGAAGUUUUUUUUCUCACUUUGAGUUUUCUUCAAAUUGCUUGCUUUCAGAGUGGUGACGAGAUUUUGUCUGUUGACGGUGAAAGUCUUCAAGAUGUCACGCAUGCAGAAGCAGUUGACAUCAUCAGGAGGUCUUACAACAACAAGUCCAAAGACGUCAUGGAAAUCGUAGUGAUACCAAAGCAAUAACAGGGUCUUAUACAGUAAUUAUGCAAUA